AUGAAAGCACUCAAAGGAGCUCUCAAUAUAUCUCCGAUCGAUUUUAAAACACGACAUGCGAUCAAAGAGAAGUUUUGGCCGCCAACGACUCUACCGACAUAUCAGCAAGAUUCACUGGACUGGGAGCCUUACUUCAGAUACUAUGACAGACAAUGUCAAGCCGCUUUAGUUGACCGCGGACGGUUCGUGAUGGCCAAGACGCACCAAGACAUACUCGAUUUGAUACACGGCUUUGAUAAUGGCCUUCCUCGAGAGUCGAUCAAGGAGAGUUUGAAAUUGAAGCUCUCUACCCGUGGUCGCUCCAAUGAAGAUGAAAUUCUGGACGGUGCCAUUGAUUUAGCAGCUCGGCUGUAUCUGAUGGUCAACGUUGCUGUGGAUACCCGAAUGAUCUCCGUUCAGACGCGGUUACAAUGGGCCACGGGUGAUCUCAAGCAGUGUCUUCAGGCCCAUUUUGGGGAGCCACAUGUCCUCAGCGACAGCGGGCUUAGACUCGAGCCCACCUUCACCGCAGCGAAUUUCGAGUACAUCGCAGGAAUCCGAGUUGUACCGACAGACAAUCUGGCGGAUCACUUACGAUUAAUGGAUCGAGACGAUACUGUUGCUGUGUUUUGCAACGUUUCCUUCCUUCGACGAAAUUGCAGCACCGUAUUGCCGGACGGACUCGCAGCGGAAACGCUUCAAACACUCUCAUUACUCUUUCCUCUUGGCGAUGUGCAGACAAGGAGAUGGCUUGAGAAACAUGCCACUUCUCAAGGUCUUGAUACGGCAUUGUCCUUUUGCAAUCCCUUGAAAUUAACCGAUCGGCAAUUCGAGGAGUUUGCCUUCUGGCACGACCGGCUCGUGAUAUUGAAGCAAGCAUUCAAUCAGUCUCGGCCUCCCACGAUUUCCCAGUGGUGGUAUGAUCGUCGUAAUGGAGUCCAGUGGUACACAUUCUGGGUCGCAAUCGUAGUGUUGAUUCUGACAAUCUUCUUCGGAUUAGUGCAGAGCAUCGAAGGAGCUCUACAAGUCUAUAAGGCUUUCCAUUCUACAUGA
Molecule: messenger RNA, 1032 nt
Organism: Macroventuria anomochaeta
Lineage: Eukaryota; Fungi; Ascomycota; Dothideomycetes; Pleosporales; Didymellaceae
Exons: 2
Coding region: 1-1032 (343 amino acids)
Source: RefSeq, a predicted model, not a curated record